CUUUUGGACGUCCUCUAUGAAAACACAUGUUUACCAUCGUUAGUAUUAGCUGGUGAAAGGGAAGGAGUUGGAUUGUGAGGAUUUAAUAGGAAUUGUUCCUUGUGGGGAAUAAAACAUACUGCACAUGGGUCAUGAAUCCUGACUUUUCCUUGGACGAUCGUCGGAUUUCUUCAACGAUUCCACUGUUUCCUUUUUCAGUCUUACAUACAGAGGGACCUUGACCUUAUUGUGCGCUACAUGUACGGUACAAAUGUAUUUGAUAUUCAUAAAACGCUGACGUAUAUAAAGACGUAUAUGUUGUGUAACACAGUGAUAACUUGGAUAUAGUGAGUUCCUAAGAGACAUGGAUCACUGCAGAAAGAAUAUUCAUAGAUAACACAGGCAUCAGGACACAUUAUACUGUGUCACUGGUACCUAGCAAACCCCAUUAGCCUUAUCAUAUUGUUUAAAGUAGUCGUAGUAAUCUCUAUCACAUUGUAUACACACUGUACCAGGAACACUCAGGAACUUUUUCACCAAACAGGCAGUGGAGAGACUGUGGCUCCUUCCCUCAUUAAUGUCACUGCACUCACAGUAAAAACUUCUUUCUAAAAAUGACUGGUACGCAGAUGUUGAAUUACAAUACAGACUCUGCGUUCAGAGCCCCUGCUACCAUGCCUCCCAUGCCUCCUCUUUCCCGGGGAGUGGCUGACCCUCUGCAGCCCCAUGCCUUGUGGCUGCCGCUCGACUUCUUUUUGGGGGCUAUGGCAUGUUGUGGGGCGUGUGUGUUUACCAACCCACUGGAGGUGGUGAAGACGCGGCUUCAGCUGCAGGGCGAGCUGCGGGCACGGGGCUCCUACCAGAGACACUACCGAGGUGUGCUGCAGGCCCUUUGGGUGGUGGGCCGUACCGACGGUAUCCGCGGCCUUCAGAAGGGUCUUUCGGUUGGACUGCUUUAUCAGGGCCUGAUGAAUGGGGUGAGACUCGGUUUUUACUCCUACGUCCAAGGUGUCGGCCUCACAGCCACCCCAGGUGGGAGUCUGAUAGCGGGGGCCACUGCUGGUGCCUUAGGGGCUUUCAUCGCCUCCCCAGCAUAUCUGGUAAAAACUCAUCUUCAGGCUCAGACAGUCGAAGCUAUAGCUGUGGGCCACCAACACAAGCAUCAGGGGGUGUCUAAUGCAUUUGUGUCUAUUUAUCGCCGUGAGGGUGUGAUUGGCCUGUGGAGGGGUGUGAAUGGGGCAGUGCCUCGGGUCAUGGUCGGGUCGGCAGCACAACUGGCCACUUUCAGUUCAGCUAAAGAAUGGGUUUCCCGUUACGAGUGGUUCAGUCCAAACAGCUGGCUGGUUGCUUUGACAGCUGCCAUGAUAAGUGGAGUUGCCGUGACGAUCACCAUGACACCGUUUGACGUAAUCAGCACGAGACUUUACAAUCAGCCAGUAGAUGAAUUUAGAAGGGGUCGAUUGUACAAUGGAUUCAUGGAUUGCUUAGUGAAGGUCUGUCAGACAGAAGGUCUUUUUGGUCUGUAUAAGGGUAUAGGACCAGUGUUUGUCCGCCUGGCCCCUCACACUGUUCUCAGCAUGUUGUUGUGGGACCUGAUGAGACAGAAAGCACUCCGCUACUGUUCAAGCCAAGGAUGAAGCUAAGACCAGAAAUACUGCUGCUGGAUCUAUGUGGCAGAUGGGUGCCAUAAGCAAGGAGCAACAGAAGAGAGACUCAUUCAUGAAGCCAUUCUUAUGACACACUUUAAAAUAGACCUCUUGACUCAGUUCUGAUUAAUAAGCUCUUUGCUGUUUUAAGCGUGGUGGGAAUGUGUUUAAGAACUGUGGUGUGUGCUAGUCACACAUUUCUCAUCCGGGUUCUCAUUACAUUCAAGACUACUGCAUUCAAGCUGAUCCAUACAAGGCAUACUAAUGUGCUCACAAGGUCACUGGAACAUGGACUUUUUAAAAUGAAUUUAAAUGUCAAGAACAUGGAAAUGUGCUUUUGAGUGUUUUGGUGUUGUUCAGGGACACAUGACAUUUGAUUAAUUGCCUUAUCUGUCAAAAUGUCAAGUAGUUUUUGACUGUCUUUUUAGUGUGGUUUACUAAUUAAAUGUCAAUAAUUAAAUAACAAGAUAUUUGGCUUAA
Messenger RNA from Chanos chanos (milkfish), 2105 nucleotides. It is a transcript of the gene slc25a34, whose product is annotated as solute carrier family 25 member 34. Lineage: Eukaryota; Metazoa; Chordata; Actinopteri; Gonorynchiformes; Chanidae. The record is from RefSeq and is a predicted model, not a curated record. The transcript has 6 exons. Bases 594 to 1616 code for a protein of 340 amino acids.